Oxyura jamaicensis (ruddy duck) is the source of this 2770-nucleotide messenger RNA. Its product is annotated as KIAA1614 ortholog. The transcript has 10 exons. The record is from RefSeq and is a predicted model, not a curated record. Gene Ontology annotation, molecular function: protein kinase C binding. Gene Ontology annotation, biological process: centrosome cycle; regulation of cellular localization; establishment or maintenance of cell polarity. Lineage: Eukaryota; Metazoa; Chordata; Aves; Anseriformes; Anatidae. Gene Ontology annotation, cellular component: apical plasma membrane; cell cortex; nucleus. Bases 87 to 2699 code for a protein of 870 amino acids.
GCCCGGGAGCGGGGCCGGGACGCCCAUGGCCCCCGCAGCUCCCCUUGGUCCCCGUGGGGCCGGCGGCCCCGCUGCCUUCAGGGCACAUGGAGGGGGGCCGGCGCCUUGAGCCGGGGCGAGCCCCGCGGCCCCCGGCAUCACCGGAGCGCCCCGAGCCCCCCCGGGGCCCCCACGCCGUCCUGGAGAGCAAGGUGAAGGCGCUGAAGGAGAAGCGGGGCGCCAGCCGGCCGGGGGCCCCCACGACCCCCACCAGCAGCGCUGCCCCCGAGCGCCCCUCACCCAAAAAGCCCCGGCCCCGCAGGGGGAAGCCCGGGGCGGACGUGGUGGUGGCGGAGCCGCGGGCUCAGCUCCGCACCUACCUGACGGACGGGCUGCUGGACGCUGGGGAGCCCCCGGAGCCCCCCCACAGCACCCAGGGGACCCGGAGGGUGUCCGGGGACAGCCAGCAGCAUCCCAAGGAGGGGUCCCGGGGCUGUGCCCCCCUGGCAGCGGACAGCGGCGAGGCGGCGGCGGGCUGGGAGCCGCUCUCCUUGGCCAAGCGGGUGGAGAGGAACCGGCGGCUGCUGCAGGAGGUGCUGGGGCUGGCGGCGGCCGGCUCGGCACACGAGGCGCUGGCGAGCGAUGGGGACUGGGACUCGGGGGUCUCGCUGCAGGACGCCGAGGGCUGCAGGGCCUUUGUUCCCGGGCAGGAGCUCGAGCUGAGCCCGCGCCAUGAGCAGGCCAAGCAGCUGCUGCAGCGCGCCCGCAUGAAGGCUCGCACGAACCCGCUGCGCGCCAGCCACGACCUCCUCCUCCUCCCCGCCGCCCCGCGCCCCGGCAGGGAGCCCAGCGGGACGCCGAGGCCGAGCUUCGCCCCGCAGGAGGCCGAGGGGCCGGCGGGAGGGAGCCUGAGCGACUCGUCCAGCGGGGAGUCCAGCUGCGGGCCCCGGCGGCCGCGGGGACCCUCCCCGUCCCGCGUGCGCUUCGAGGACGAGUCCGCCCGCGACGCCGAGGUGCGCUACCUGGAGCGCCUGCGGCACCGGCGGCCGCUGGGCUCGGCGCUGGAGCGCGCCGGCAGCGAAGCCCAUGGGCAGCCGGGGGACGGAGCCGGCCCCGCAAAAGCCCGGGGCGGUGACGUCCCCACUGGGGGCAAGUGCCAAGCCUGCGGCUCCAUCCUCGGUGCUGCCGAGCCGGCCAAGAGCAGCCCCGUGGCUCGCGGACGGGAGCGUGGAGGGCCUGGCGCUGCCCAGGCAGAGCCCAAAUCCCGGCCUCUGGGUCCCGGGGGGUCCCCGCUUUGGAUCCUGCCCUCCCGGCAGCGCAUCCACACCGAGAAGAUCAAGGAGACCUACAUCGGGGACGUCCAACGUGCUGACGAGGCGGACUCAGCGCUAGAGAGCACCGACACCUCUGACAGCUGCCGCACGGACAGCGAGGAGGUGGGACCCCGCAGCCCCCACCCGCGGGCUCACCGGGACCCCCGGGCUCGUGGCCACCGGGCCCCCCGUGCCCCGGCGCAGAAGGAGGCACGGGCCAGCAAGGGGGUGAGCGUGGCCAGCAGCCCCCGGGCUGGGGCUGGCGGCUCGGGGGCACCUUGCCCCCCACUCUCUGGCAGCUGGGAUGGGGGGAACCCCACUGAGGCACUGGGCAGCGGAGAGCCCCCGGCCCCCUCCUCGCAGCCAGCAGGGGGUUCCAGUGUCCCUGCGCCCCCCGUCACCGGCACCCCCACCACCAAAAAAGCCUGCUCCCAGGUGCCUUGCAGGAAAAACCUCGCCAGCAGCCGCCGGUGCCCGGAGCCCGAUGCUGGGGUCGCUUCCCCCAAACCUGAGGGCGCGGGGCAGCGACGGGGUCCCUGCGGCCCCGUCUGGCUCCCGGGGAGCCCCCUCCGUGCCUUGUCCACCAACAACUGCAACAACACCCGUGGGCAGGACGGCCGGGGGACAGGAGGAGGAGGGGCACUGCCGCAGCCCAGGUCUGAGCCCCCCGGGGAUGCUGCAGGGACACCCAGGGCACAGCAGGACGGGAGCACGGCACCUGGGGAGCCGGCGCGGGCGGUGAGCCGCAAGGGCAGCGGCGCCUCGGCGUCCUCGGGGCUGAAGAAGCUCCUGAGCAGCCUGAGCCAGAGCACCAAGCAGCGCCUGGGCCGCUUCCGCUGCUACAGCAUGGAGCAGCUCCCGGCCCCCGGCAGCAGCCCCGGCGUGAAGAAAUCGCCCUCGCUGCAGUCCCUGGUGUCACCCUUCUGCCAGCCCCGAAAAACCUCCUCCGCACAGAGCCUGCACGCCCUCCUGGGCAAGGCGCCCCGUGCCAGCGCCUACCUCCUGCCCCAGCCGGGGCCCGGGGACAGGACGGGGGCUUCGGGGCCGCGGCGCUCGCUCAGCGUGGAGGACAUCGGCACGCCCGACCUGCCGCGCACGGUGGGGCGCGUGGUGGAGGUGUUCCCUGAUGGCACCAGCCAGCUGGAGCUGCAGCGGCCCCCGCACGGCUCCUUCGGCUUCCGCCUCACCUCCGGGCAUGGCCGGCCCGACACAGGCGUCUACGUGCAGGAGAUGUCGGACGCCGGCACGGCCAAGCUGUACGCGGGGCUGCUGGGCGUGGGUGACGAGAUCCUGCAGGUCAACGGGGCCGCCGUGUCGGGCCUGGGGCUGGCCCGCAUCCGCGAGCUGCUGCUGCGCGCCGACAGCCUGUCCCUCCGCGUGCUCAGGCAGCGCCCGGCACGCCGGUAGCAGCGGCGCGGCUCCCGGGGAGCCCGGCGGGAGGAAGAGGAGGAAGAGGAGGAGGGUGGCCUGCAGGAUGC